GGGGGGGGGAAAAAAAGACGUAUCAACGAACACGGAGAGAAGAAAGAAAAGAGGGAUGUCGAGGAGAGAGAGGCCUUUUCUUCAUAGAGUGUUCUCGACCCUGUCCCAAUUUCCAGGCUCGUGAUAUAGGCAUGGACUCGAGGGCGCGAUAUUACGGUUACGAUUAACCGGCAGCAAGAUGCACACGAAGCGGCACUCACUAGUCGAAGAAACAUGUUAUAUCUUGAGAAUAGAAGGAAAUUAUCGAAAGUAGUAAUUGAUUGAGGGAAAUUGAUUGGAGGAGUAGAGAAAAAAAGAAAGGAGGGGGGAGGGGGAAAAAGGAGUGAAAGAGAAGAAAGAGAGAGUAUAAAUAUUAAAGGCGAGCAGAGGGAGAUGAGAAGGAGGAUAGGAAUAGAGAAGAAACGGGGUUCAUAUGCAUGAACUAUCGAUAUCGUCGUGUGUAUAGGCAAAGCAGAAUGUUCAAGAGCAGGAUCUUCCAGGGCGAUCUCAGCCCUGUCCCAAUUCCGGGCAACUUGCAACAGUCCAGCCAGCAAGGUCAGCAAGGCGAACAGGAGUUGGCAACGAAGAUGUUGCAGAUCCAAAGUAAAAGAUUCUAUCUUGAUGUAAAACAGAACAGACGUGGGAGAUUUAUCAAAGUAGCCGAGAUCGGCGCCGAUGGAAGGAGAAGCCAAAUCUACCUGGCACUCAGCACAGCAUCCGAGUUUCGGAAUUACCUUUCAACGUUUAGUGACUUUUAUGCAUCUUUAGGUCCACCAAACUCGGAGAACGUGCCAGAUGAUGGGAAAUUAAAAUCAGAAGUGAUGACAAAGGAUAACAGGCGGUAUUACUUGGACCUCAAGGAAAAUACUCGCGGCCGUUUCCUGCGGGUGAGUCACCCUGUGUCGCAGACGAUAACACGAGGAGGACCCAGGACGCAGAUCGCGAUACCAGCACAGGGUAUGAUCGAGUUCCGUGACGCGUUGACAGACCUCCUCGAAGAAUACGGUACGGACGAUGGUGGUUUCAAGGGUGAUUUACCAGAGGGACGAUACAUGCGCGUGGAUAGCAAGAAUUUCUAUUUUGAUAUCGGCCAGAAUAACCGUGGUAUCUACAUGAGAAUUUCUGAGGUGAAGACACACUUUAGAACAGCAAUCACCGUACCAGAGAAAUCCUGGGAACGUUUCCGUGAUAUAUUCGCAGAUUAUUGCGAAAGAAUGAGAGAAAGAGGCGCUGGGAGCAACGUCGGCAUGAACAGCGGUGGCGGAGGAAAUGUCUUGCCCGAGGGGAGGGGCUCGGUGGUGGCACAGAGUUCAUACAACCAGUCAAUACUGGUUGCUCAAUAUAGAAAUUCGUAAUUGCACGCAGAUCCGAUAGAGAACGAUAUUUGACGUAAUUGAUCAUCGUCAUGUUGACUUCCGAUCUAUCGGCCACCACUAGUUGUUGGUGAAAAAAGGAAAAUCAAAAAGGAGGAAAAGCAGAAAGGAAAAGAAAAAAUAAACGGUGAAGGAUAGUGGAUUAAAAGAGAAUAGAUGAUGUGUGUGUGUGCGCGAAACAAAAUAAAAAACGAGUCUGCCGCUCGUGCGAUUCCAUGGAAAUACGCAACGACGGAAUCGUGGAUAUAUAGAAUUAUUGCGCGAUGUCCUUAGGUGGAUACGAGUUGCCAUCAAUUAACGUUAUGAGUACUACCGUUCAUUUCCUGAAAUAUUUCUCUGUACCAUCUUUACCAUUUUAUUUUAAUUCGUUACUUAUAUUUUCUUUCUCGCUUAUGAAAUUUCUUAUAAAAAGUCAGCUUUCAAGCUGAUUUAUCUACUUUAAUUAGAUUAAUCUACAUUAAUUCCUAUGAAAUGAUGAAAAAAAAAAAACGAUUAGUCAAUGGGAAAUGAACUGUAGUGGAGAUCACGUUACAAUUGAAUUUGAUCGUUCAGAAUUUAUGAAUAAAUGAAUAGUUGUUAUAUUAACGAUUAUAUCGCAAGGAGAAAGGAGAGCGUGGUGUGGAGACUAAAAUCCCGUUGAUCGCGGAAAACGGCCAAUCACUUAUUGACUUAACGAAGAAUGAGUUAAGCAUGAGCGUAUAUAUAAAUCUCGUGAAAAAUUUCGAUGAAAGGAUCUCGUUUAAAGUAUACUUUCGUAUACUUUAUCAUACAAAGUGUGAUUACUUAUCAUACAAAGAAUAAAAUUUUGCCCAUACGUGCUUCUUUUACAAAGUCUAUCAUAUGUUUUUCUUUUUUUUUUCUUUCUUUUUUUUAUUUUCUUUUUCUUUUUUUUUUUUUUUUUUUUUUAACGCAUGAAACAUGCUCGCUAUUUAUGAUGCUCGUUAUGAUUAAGUCCUAAGAGAAAGAAACAAAAGUGCUUGUUCGUUUAACGCAUAAACGAUUCGAAUCAUAAUCUAAUCGCGACACCGUAUACAUUCAUUUACAUACAACUGAACGACGUCUCUAUUAAAAAAAAAGAUAAUUAAUGAAAUAAUAUAUAAAUAUAGGUGAAAAGAAAAAAAAAUUCUAGCCGAAUAUGAAUCCUUAUAAUAUGUAUACUGUACAAAGUUAAUUAUAAUUAUGUUUUGUUUCAUCGACUCGUACGGGGAAGUACGCAUGCAGAUGCAGAUAUAAGUUCGGUAUCUGUAUUAUAAAGACAUCAAUGCAGACAACGGUAUACACAUACACGCACAUACAUUUAGACACAUUAAACAUGCACUUAAAAGGAAAAAUAUAAAUAUAUAUAUAUAGAUUAUCAAAAAAUUUUCUUACAGAUAGCGCGCGCGCGCGCGCGCGCGCGCACACACACACACACACACACACACACACACACACACACAUACACACUUUACAUUCACGCAUAAAAAUAUUCCAUCAUGAAAGACGAACGGUACAAGAGACGGUGUGCACGCGUACGUAAUUACGUUACGUUUGAGUGACGGUCAAGUUCUAACACAAUUGCAUAUUAGGUAUGUAUUAUACGAAUGCAUAUUAGGUAUUUAUAUAGAAUCUAUAUAACUGUAUAAUUGUAACGAAAUGCCAAUGUCCAUGGACCCAGGCAACUGUAUCAUCUGACAACGCGCGAUCAAUCGAAUUGAGGGUGUUGCGGGCCUGCAGUCGCUUAGGUCCAAUUCCCUGGACACAGGAAAAGGAAAAAAAAAACAAAAACAAAAGGAAACAUGUGACAAGAACAGGAAAGAAAUUGAGGAUUAAAAAAAAAAAAAAAAAAAAAAUGGAGAAAAAAUAUAUAUAUGAUACUGAACGGAAAAGAGAAGGCAAAUAAUAAUAUUCAAAGACGAACGACCGAGUUGGAAGGAGAAUUAACCGCAGUCGAGUUAUUUCUCUCAAUGGAAAAGGAAAAUCUUAAUACGCUUUGAUUCUGCAACGCUGUGCUAAUAUCAACAAUGAUAAUGAAAGAAAGAAAGAUUUAAAAAAAUAAUAAUAAUAAUAUGAAGAUGAAUAAUAUCUAUCCGUUCUCUUGCGUUUCUUCGUGAUCGAAACGAUAAUCGAUUAAUCGAAAUAAUAAUCUAAAUAUAUUUCGCACUGGUGCGGAAUAAGAAAAAAAAAAGAGCAGCGGAGCGGCAUAGAUGCAUUAAACGCAUAAAGUGCUAUUUAAUUAAUGAUGGACGCGUUCCGAUUCGUGCGUUAUCGGCGCGUUUACGUUUGAAGAGAUGAGUAAAAUUUUAUUUAUUUUUUAGCAAUGAACCUAUUAUCUAUUUCGAUAAGAUAUUUCUUUGAUUGCAUUUCCUUCGAAAUCGACAAUUUCGGCUGGUCUGAAUUUACUUAGCACGUAGGUUUUGAUGAUAUAAAUAUGAAAUAUAAAUCACAAUAACAAAUUCGAAUACGCACGAGUGGGUGAAUCAAUGAGAAAGAUAUAUUGUAUAUCCCGAUCCUCUUCAAUUUAAGAAUAGUUUGAACUAGAUUCACGCGCGAUUCUCUUUGUCAUAAACAUUAUCUUGUGAUAUUAUUAUUGUUACAAUUUUUUGUCUAUCUUAUUUUUUUCAACAAUCGAACGAUUAUUAAAGAAAUGUUGAACAAUGUUUAGCAAAAAAAAAAAAAGGUAUUUCUCUAAUGAAAUAAUAUAUUUAACUGUUUGUUUGUAUUCUUUCUUUUUUCAUCAUCUUAAUAAUAUUUUCUUUUAUCUUCUUUUUAUCAUUCUUCGUCAAACUUUUCAUUGAGUUUAAGGGGAUCGGUGAACCCGCAAUCUGUGCACAAGGAGUAAUAUAAUAAUUGUCCAAACUGAGCGUUCUGAUAGAAACGGCAAAGAAAAGGCAUAGAGGAAAACUGAUCGCAAAACUGGCGCAGAUGGUAUGACAUAUUGUGAUCUAUAAAAAAAUUAACAAAUUACAAAGCAUCAACAAGUAGUAGAUAUUUAAGAUAAAAUAUACAUACACGUACACCUACGGUGAUCUAGACACACUGUCUAAUUGAUGUACGCGGUCACGUGUAUAACACACACACAUUAAAAACAUUAAAACAUAAAAUAAUCACAUGUUAUUGAAAUGAGGACGACUACAACGUACCUAAAUAAUAAAAAAAAAAAAAAGAAAAAAAAAGAAAAAUGGAAAAGAAAAAACAAAGAAACAAAGUCAGAAAAAGAGAGAAAAUAUAAAUUAAAAGAGAAAAAAAGAUAACACAAAAAAGAAAUCGUCUGAUACAUUAAAGAAAUAAAGAAAUAAAUGAAUAAACAAAGUAAUAUAAACAAAUAAAGAAGGAAAAAAAAGAUAAAGAAUGAAAAAAACACGAUACUCCUGCCACGCAGCGAGUCCUUAGACAGCUUUAAGAUAAUAAUUAUAAAUAAUGAUAAAAUAAUAAUUAUUAUUAAAUAAUAACGAUAAACUUUCUAUAUGUUGAAUCGUGUCUAGUGAGAGAAGUACUCUAUUGAAAUAAAGCAAAAAAAAAAAAAAUCUACUAUCGCCACACACGGAUUAACAACAGUUUAUAAUUGACCAUUAGUUGUCUAUCGAAUGUUCUUUUUUCAUAUAGCGGAAAAGGUGAUUGUUAGAGAAUAGCUUGGUGUUUCGUUUGCUGUUUUACAUGAAAAAAAAAAUAAAAAUAAAAAAAACGUUGUGCGGUUGGUAAUCGGCGAACCUUU
Apis mellifera (honey bee) is the source of this 5046-nucleotide messenger RNA. RefSeq names its product transcriptional activator protein Pur-beta (gene Pur-alpha). NCBI's taxonomy places the organism in Eukaryota, Metazoa, Arthropoda, Insecta, Hymenoptera, Apidae. Bases 417 to 1334 code for a protein of 305 amino acids. Gene Ontology annotation, molecular function: RNA polymerase II transcription regulatory region sequence-specific DNA binding; purine-rich negative regulatory element binding; DNA-binding transcription factor activity, RNA polymerase II-specific. Gene Ontology annotation, cellular component: nucleus. Gene Ontology annotation, biological process: regulation of transcription by RNA polymerase II. The transcript is spliced from 7 exons. The record is from RefSeq and is a predicted model, not a curated record.